This is a messenger RNA of Stegastes partitus (bicolor damselfish), 874 nucleotides long. Its product is annotated as cytochrome c-b. Lineage: Eukaryota; Metazoa; Chordata; Actinopteri; Pomacentridae. The transcript has 3 exons. The coding region runs from base 120 to 437 and encodes 105 amino acids. Gene Ontology annotation, molecular function: electron transfer activity; heme binding. The record is from RefSeq and is a predicted model, not a curated record.
CAGUGAAGGAAGAGGAGUUCCAGUGAACCGCCCGAACCCGAGCCGGCAGCCAGGGACGACAAAACCCGGGAGCUUUCAGUCACAUUGAGCUGGUUGAAUAGAUAUCAAGAGAAGAAAUCAUGCCUGGAGACAUCGCCAAAGGCAAGAAGGCUUUCGUCCAGAAGUGUGCCCAGUGUCACACUGUGGAGAACGGUGGAAAGCAUAAGGUUGGACCCAACCUUUGGGGUCUGUUUGGGCGCAAAACCGGCCAGGCAGAGGGCUUCUCCUAUACCGAUGCCAACAAAAGCAAAGGCAUCAUCUGGGAGGAGGACACCCUGAUGAUUUAUUUGGAGAACCCCAAGAAAUACAUUCCAGGAACGAAGAUGAUCUUCGCGGGGAUUAAAAAGAAGAACGAGCGAGCUGACCUUAUAGCAUAUCUCAAGUCUGCAACUUCAUAAAGAACUUUUCAUCUUUGCCCAUUUUGUGUCUUGACUAACUGCUCAAGAGACCAGGACUGAUAAUUUCUUUCAACAAAAGGCAGAACAGUAACCAAUCGAAGUGGUGUUGGCAAGAGAAGUUGCCAUCUUUGACACGGCUGAACGUCUGUUUCUGAUAUCACUCGCCCCCUUGUGGUGGAGUAAAUGACAUGUCCUGGUUUUAACAGGUUCCUUUUCUAAUAUAAAUUAUUGAUCAAUAUACUGUGUAUUCAGAAUGUAGGGACUGAAAGCUGUUUGUUAACUGUCAUCAGUAGUUUUUUCUGUGUGUCUUGGUUUACAAUCAAAAUGUCUUAAUAAUUAUCCCAAGAAUGAAUAUGCCUUGUCUACUUCGAUGAUACCUCAAUUGUCUUUUGUCAUUUUUGAAUUUAAAAGUUAAAUAAAAUUGACACUAAACAUUG